CGGCUUUUCAAAAUUCAAUAGUCAUGUUAUUAGCAUUUAUUAUUUUCAGAGCAGAUUAGGUUUUUGUCAUCAGGCUUUUUUCCUUAUGCAUGAUAUUUAAUAAACCACUUUGUGGCCAGAAUAUAUAGGGUGAAAUAGAGUAGAGGGCAACUGAGGGAUUUUCUCCAAACAUAGCAGCAGGCAGUUGGGGAUUUAUGAGUUUAGGGGAGGGACCUCACUUGUUAGCUGUCCUUGGGAGCUCUGCCUAGUGGCCUGGCAAAGUAGCAAUUUUCCAAUGGCUUUGUGGAGACCGUCCAAACUCCUGGAACAUAUUAUUACCAGAGGGUUUUAUAGUCUUUUUUCAUUGUAGAUUUUAAAGGAAAAUGUAGUCUGAAUGCUAGAAUGGAGGAGUUAAAGGGACUGUAGAAAUCACAUAGUCCCAUCCCUCACUCAACAGAUGAGAAACUAAAGCCUGGAGAGAUUAAUGAAUUUCAUAGACACAACUCUGAGGCAGCUGGGGGCUACACUCAAGUAUCCUGACUGCCAAAAUCUAUUCACUCCCUUGCCCUAAUUCUUCCUACAGCCUUCACUUGUAUUCUUCCAGUUGAUUGAUGGAUUCAGCAGCACCUACUGAGUGUAUGCUGUACUCUGAAGCCCUGUUCCUGGUUCAGAGAUGGGGUCCCUGCCCUUCAGGACCCUAUAGCAUUGUCUUGGAGGAAACCAGCAUCUGAACAGAUCAUUGCCAUUCAAUGUGCUGUUCUAGGAGAGAAAUGGGCCGAGGAUGCUAGGGUAACAGGUAGGAUAGUAUAACUCACAACUGGAGGGGCUGGAGAGAGCUUCCCAGAGGAGGUGACAUUUGAGUUGGAACUUGAAGGAUAAAUCAGAGUUGUAGGGUAGAGAUGAAGUAGCAGUAUGUGCUGUGUGAGGGAGUGCCGUGUCUUCAGACAAAGAGGUCAUGAGGAUUUUUGUCUGGAAUGAGUGGCAAUAAUGCAGAGCACUGGUGGGCAAGGGUGUGGUAAGAAGUGACAGGAGAUAUGUUUGGACAGGGAAGUUGGGACCCGUUUGGUUGAGGUAUGUUUGGACAGGGAAGUUGAUGAUGACGGUCUCUGGGUGUCGUAUUAAGGAGUUUAGAAUGUAUCCAUAAGCAAUCGGGAAAAGCGGUGUUCUUAGGUAGGGAUGGUAAGUGGAUGUCUAACAGCUGAUUUUGGUGGCAGUGCAUGAAUUAGAGGAAAGGGAGCCCCACGCCACAAGGAGCUCCAGGGAUGCUUUCAGUAGUCCAGAUCAGAAUUGGUGAGGGUGGCCAAAGCUUGGGCAGGGAGAAUAGAGGAGCAUUAUGUGCUAAGAGAGGUAGGGAAAUAGAACUGACAGGGUUUAGGGAUUGGUUAGAUACAGAAAUUCUGGAAUAGGGAUGAUGGAAAUAAGGGAAUUACGAAUCAAACUCUCAGGAGAGAAAUUGGGUCUGAAGAUCACACUUUGGGAGUCAGAAAUGUUUAGAUGUUGCUGACAUUGAAGGAGGGGCAGGGAACAUGAACAGAAAAGACAUGUGGCCACUGCCUAUUAUUGGAUGUGUCAUUUUCAUGAAGGGCUUUAUUAUCUGUUUCUAAAUUGAACAAGCCAGGGUUUUCCCAAGCGACCUCAGUGGCUAUGUGCAGGACAUACCUUGGCUGUACAUCUUCUGAAAAAGGAGAGGCUGGAGGUUGGCAGAGGGAGAGUGGCCUGAUCUGCCACUGGCUUCCCAGCACUGACACAUUUCCCCACAUUAGACUGAGAAUGCCAGCUCAGAAGCAGCAUAACCAACUGUGAGAUCUUGGCCAGGCAGGAGAACGCAUUCUCCCUAAGUGGGCAUAACCGGACUCCUCCCAGGAAUCCAAGAUGGGAUCCAGGAGGCUCUUCUUCCCCCUUUAUAGCUCCUUGAUCAAAUCCCUGGUAUUUGCAUCACAGUGAUUUACCACAGUUGUUUAAAAUAAGCCAUGAUGUUAUUCCACCAUCAUACCAGAGUUUGGCUUAUUAUAUUUCACCCUUUUCCCUGAUAACUUAACUCAGCCUCUAGAGCUUGAUAGAGGGGAAGCUAUCCUGAAAUGAAAUCCCCUUCCUCUUCUUUGCUUUACUAUUUGUAAAGUAAUAUGUACAUACCGUGCAAUGCAUACAGUGGAUCACUUUGCCUUUUGUCAUUUGGUAAUAGGUGUGAUGUGAGGUGGGAGAAAUGGUCAGGGGAGGAGGGGAACACUUUUGGAGGUCAUUUUUCUCAAAGUUAUGACGUUAGAAAGAAGAAGAAAUGUGUGAGGGAUUUGAGCUGACUGCCAGGCUUGGCAGCUGGUUAAUAUGACGCAUCAAAUGUCUCAGGAGACGUAACAGACAGGCCAUUGAGGCUGGGUCCCAGAGCCACAAGGCCCCUUUGUGAACAGGGCCAUGGCUAGCCAGCAUGGCUCCAGUGGUGCAGCCCUUGGCUGACUGGGUAAACAAUAUUGCAUCCACACCAGCCCUGCUUCAGACACAUUUAACGUGGCCUGAACUCGAAGGAUUGGACCUGAAACUCAGCAGUGUGUCAUGUUCAACUUGCCUGUGACCCAGAAGACAAGUAGGGCCCCUUUCAUUUCACUGACACAUUAUCUUGUGCUUAAAGGGUUAUCUGUUUGUCAUUGAUCGUGAUGGUUUAGGAAGCUGCAGGCCAUUGUGUACAUACGUACAACCACAUAGACUCUUGGACUAGAAAGAGACGCCUCUGAUGGAGAUCAUGGAGUCCAUCUCCCUGGCUGGUGCCCAUACUGGUGGGCUCAGUAUGUAAUGAGUACUCAGUAGUUUGGUCCAACCCAUUACAUUGUUGAGACUUCACUCCUUUUUGCCUAGAGGUAGAAAGCUCCAAAGAGACAAGUGAUAGAACUUAUGAGAAGAAUAAGAAUUUGAGUUUUUUGUGAUCACUCUUGACUCACCAUAGCUUACAAAUUCUCUCACCUGCUCUGAUGCGCCCUAAAGAUGGAGAUGUCUGGUAGGUGAUUAUAAGGCCCUUUAGGCCCCUUUCCUGGGAACCCUCUGGGAGAUGAGGCCUUGACCUCGUUGACUUGACCCACCUUGGCCCAUGUGGGUGAGCUACUGUGGCUGGUGGGGAUGGGAGUGCUAAGGCAGCAGGGGCCUGCAGGGAACAUGUGUUGGCUAGGGAUGAAGGCUCUGGUUUUCCUCUUGUUCUACUAUACUUUUUCCUCAACCUGAAAGUGUAAAUGGAUAAGAAUGAGGACAAGAUGGGAAUUAAACAGGUUGUUACUGUGGAGAAUUGUGACCACUCCCAACCCCCCAAGCAAAGGCAAGCAUUUGGAUAUUACUUAUGACUCUUUGUGGAAACAGACCACUUCUAGAAGUAGUGACUUGGCUUAUGCAAUCUGCACUGUUAAUGGAAAUGAAUGCAUGAAUGAAUACCAAGGGAUGAUCUAAUUUUUAUCAAAGCAGUUUGGAGUAUAUUAGUCAACAUGCAUAUUUGUUUUCCAAAGAAAUCCAUAUUUCAAAACAUUUGGGAACUAGAGAUGCUAAAAAAAUUACUUAAAAUAUCCUACUUUCCUAAUACACCCACUAACAUUUUUCCUGUACAAAUUAAUUUUUUCACAUUAUAAUGAUAAAUUAUAUUGUUUAGUAUCCUCGCUUUUGAAAGAUAGCAUUGUAUCACAAGCUUUUUUCCACAAUCCUUUAUUUUUUCAAAACCAACAUUUUUAUUGCUGUAUAAUAUUUCAUAAAGUAUACCAUUUACACCAUUUUCUCCAUGAUAGAGCGAACAUCAUCAUGCAUAUCAAAUUAUCUAUGUUUUGGCUUCCUUAGGAAUCAUUAUUUAGAAAUGAAAUUAUUGGGUAAAUUAUAAUAAACAUUUAAAAGCUUCUGAUGCCAGAAAACCUUGUAAAAAUAUUACGGUGCCUGUUUUACUGCACUUUGACCAACGUUAGUUAUUACAUCAUUAUAAUUGCAAAAUCUUUGCUAAUUUAAUAGGCAAAUAGUGUUUUGUUGUUGUUGUCUUGAGAUGCCUGUCGCUCAGGCUGGAGUGCAGCAGUGCAGUCACAGCUCACUGCAACCUCUGCCUCCCAAGCUCAAGUGAUCCUCCCAUCAUAGUCUCCCCAGUAGCUGCGAUUACAGGCAUGUGCCACCGUGCCCAACUAUUUUUGUAAUUCUUUUUUGGUAGAGUUGGGGUUUCACUAUGUUGGCAAGGCUGGUCUUGAACUCCUGGGCUCAAGCAGUCUACUCACCUUGGCCUCCCAAAGUGUUAAGAUUACAGGUGAACACUGCACCCUGCCUGCAAAUAGUCUUAACUUCCUAUUUGAAUUUGUUAUAACUGGCUAGGUUAAUUUUGUGGGGAAGGGAGUAUGUUUUGCUAUUUAGACUUAGUUGAUCUCAAAAAUAGGCUUUUUGUGUUUCUUGUUCCUAAGACUUAUAUAUUAUAAUGGACUCAGCAUAAACUAAAAUCUGUUUUUUCUAACACUUGCUCUCAUUGUCCAUUUUCUAGAACUCUGUCUUCACCCUUAGCAGGUGAGAAUGGAGUAGUUGUGGUGGUGGUAGUCAUAGCAGGAGGGUGAAACCUUCACCGAAUGCUGACUGUGUGCCAGGCACUUUGUGUGGGUUACUUAUCUUCCUUAAUCUUUACAACUCUAAAGGGUGGGUACUAUUAUUAUCACAAUUUUUACAUACAAUAAAAACUUAGGCUUAGAGAGGGAGGUUAACUAACUUGAUCAAAGCCAGCAGCUUGCAAGUGCAGGAGCCAGGUGCAGACCUGGAAUGCUUUGCUGCACACUGCGUCUCCCACGAGUGUAAACACUUGGCCACUGUACUUUGCAGUGGAGCCGCAGAUUUAAGCUUUCACUUGGGGUCACUAAAUCUGGUGAAUUUCUAAUCAGAUUUAUAGAAUAUAUCACAUGUGAUGUCCAGCCUGUGCUCUGCCCACCUUCUGUUUUUUUCAACAGGACCAGAAUUCUGGUGAAGUAUUCUAGACUCUAGGAAGAAAGCUGUCUGGAUACCUCUUUUUCUUCAGAUAUCUGGGAAGACUGUCACAGACCAGACUUAAUGGGGCUGACAGCUGUGGGUGUGGGCUUUCGUCUGUCUUUUGGUUUGCUUUCAUUUGGAGGUGCUUUCAUUCCUAGGGUGAGGGUUGUGGGUUUUCUUUAGAUAUUUUUAUUAGAAUGUUUCCAUUAUGGAAGAUGAUGAAUACUAACUUAAGACUAAUUUGUAUGUUUUAGGCAGUAUCCAUUUGGAAAAAGACUAAGAAUGACUCCUGUCAAUGAAAAGAACACUUAAGGCUCUGUUUCUACUCUCUCAGCCUGUACAUUGCCUUUUUGGCCUUUAUCUUGGCUCAAUCUUGUCUGUUCAGCAUAGGGGAUUUGAUUUACUAGCUUCCGGGAAGUGGAGAGAAGAGUGGUAACUGUUUAUUAAUAUUUUGUUCAUCUAUGAGUACGUUAAUUUGAUUUUUUGGUAUGUAGAUAGAUAUUUUAUAAAAGCAUGACAUGGUAGUGUUUGGCCCAGCCCUCCCAUCCUAGGUUGAUGAAAAUAUAAGAUGAUGUCAAAGCCAGAGGAGCUGUGGAUUUCCUGUCGUAAAGCAGACUUCUUGCCUUGUCCCAGGACAGCCAUCACCACCACCUUCUUUCUCAUCAGGGCAGGGGGCUUGCAGUGUCAUACAUUAAGUGAGGGAACCUGUGGUAUGACCUAUUCCCCAAAUCACUAUUUUCCUUUAAAAAAAUGCAUUAUGCAUUUUCCCCCAGAAAACCUGAUUUCUUUUCAUUGAGGAUAGAGUCAGAGGCACUGACAUUCUCUGGGUACAUGCCCACUGACAGUGCAGGGAGGAGGGACAAGUAAAGUGGGGGCAGCCCAAGAGUACAUUUGGCAAAUUAAAGAUAACGCCUGUCCUCAGGGAACCCUGUCAGCCCAGCAGUGCAGCAAGUCCAGUCUAAACAUGAACAAGCAUGAAGAUAUUUGCUAAAUCACAGGCCUUACUCCUAGUGGGCUCUGUGUUUGGAAUGUGCCAUAUUACAAGAAAGAAGGUUUGAUGGUCCUGUCUUACUUUGUGUUGGACAUGGCUGGAGGAGGGAGGAGAAUCUUGGGAGUAAGUAUGUGUUUCCAAAAUGGGGAAUUAUGAUUUGCAGUUUAUGCAAUCAUGAAAAUGAAUUGCUUUGUGGGAUGAAAAGGUAAGCCAGACCCAUGGCUGUUGAAUUAAAAAUGAUGCAUUGCCCUUAACGAAAAUGAGGCCAUGGAGCCUUAUUUAAAUUCCACCAGCUAAACAUGUGUUUUGAAUACCAGCAUGGGAACUCAGGAGUUUCUCCGGUAUUUAGGCCGAAUUAUGGCUGGAUGAAGGAAAUAAAAUGCCCUGUGUGUCCUGACAAACGGCUCUGCAGCAUGGGUAUUUCAAGAAGCUAGGGUCAAGUUCAGGUUACUUUCUCAGGAAACCUAACAAUUCCAGCUGUAAUGUAUUAAAUGAGUGACUUCUGUAAACAGGAGGGUUAUCUGUAGCCACCCUGGAUAGCAAUGAUUUUGAUCUUAGUUUACCCAAGAGUAGAGUCUUCAUUUGAACAGUUAUGAGAUUUAAGGUGUCUACAUGACCAAAGGGGUCCAGGUGGGAAGUUACAUGAGUUUGGAAAAAAAAUUUCAGGGGGUUUGGGUUCUGGCUCUUCCUUCCGGUAGCAAAUUGCAUAAGUUCUCAGAGCCUCAGUUUCCUUAUCUGUGAAAUGUUACAGCUGAUUUUUUUUCCCUAAAACUAUUAGGUUGGUGCAAAAGUAAUUAUGGUUUUUGCCAUAAUAACUGAUUUUCUUCGUUCGAUAAAUAAAACAUAUUCAUUGCACAAAAUUUAGAAAUACAGAUAACUCCCAUUCCGCCCCCCAAAAGAAAGAAAAUAGAAAUUGCCUCAGUCUUAUUAUCCAGAGAUACCAUUGUUAAACCCUCUGUUCACUAUGUUGCUUCAAGGACUAGAAAAUUAUAAGAAAAUACUGUAAGUUGCAAAGCUCUAUAUAAAUAAGCGGUAUUUUUAUUGAGUCAACAGAAUUCAAAUUUGAACCUCUUCACAGCCAAGAAGCCCUAUAUUAUUUAACCUCAUUUUAAAUUUCAUUUUGUUUACAUUUUUUCUGAAUAUUAAAAUAACAAUGCUGAUUUUUUGGUUUAUCCAUGUUUUCUAAUUUUUCUAUAAUGUACAUGUAUUAUUUAGAUAAUAAAAUUUUUUUAAGUAGCCAUACAUGUUCAUUGUAGAAAAUGUGUAAAGAACAGAAAACUAUCAAGAGUAGAAGAAAAAUCCAUAGUCCCAUCACUUGCAGUAAUAGCUCCUUCCGGUCUUUUUUUCCUUUUGUAAUAGUUCCUUCCAGUCUUUUUUCUCUGCAUUAUUUUUUACAAAGGCAAAAGCCUAAUAUAUAUUAUAUCUUGAGAAAUUUGUUAAUAUUUCGCUAUGGAUGGCUACAAGUUAUGGAAGGUUGCAUAUGUCACUGUUACUGAUUAGAAGCAGCUGGCUCUUCAGAGGACUGACUCAGCCCUUUGAUAUGGAAUGUGGAUGAUUUGGGAUUUCAUGCUAAUGCUUAGUAUCUAAGCUGCAGUUCCCAGAUUGCGACCCAGUGGUUGAGAUCAACAGAAAAAUGAGUUUCCCAAGUCUUUGCAGAAGAGACACAGCUGUGGUUGGAGAACUACACAUCAAGACUUUGUUUGCUUUUGUGAAUGGCAAAUAAAUCUUGGGACCCCAAAAUCACUAAGCCAAAGGGAAAAGUCGAGCUGGAAACUGUAUCAGGCAAACCCGCCUCCUAUUUUAUUCUUAAAUAAGAUAGCUACAAAGACAAAACAAAACAAGAACAAAACAAAAAACUAUAUACUUUCCUCACAAUUUGCCCACAAGGAAAUUCCUUAUGGACAAAGGACAGACACAACUCAAAAUCAUCCCUCUGCUUACCUGAGAAAUACAUGUGAUUGCUUCCUCUGCCCUACUGUUUCACUAAGCAAGACUAAGGCAUAAGCGACUAUUCUUUUACCCUCCUCUCACAUGUAAAUUGUGUAUUCAGUUGAAUACUUGAGAAAUGUUUUGAUUUUAAUUUCUCUAUUAAUUUUGCAUAGGAAAAUGUCUAUUUAGCCCCCUGCAUUUUCUCUUUAUGAAUUACUUCACUACAUCCUUUUUCUAUUUACCCAUUGAUUUUUUUUCUUUUCCUGUCAUGUUUUGCAAAGUUUUUGUCAAACAAGCCAUUUUUUAUUACAUAUUAGCCUAAUAGCCCAAUUAUAAAGGAACAUAGAGUUUAAUAUAUUGAGUGUGGCUUGCUGAUCACCAUUCAUGCUUGAGAAUCUGGGGACCCCAGAGUGGGAACAGCUAGUCUGUUGCAUGAGUUGCUCUGAUGCUCACUGAAAUCUGGAACUGGCUCUCCAGAACCAGGCCUUCUAGGGUACAUGCACAAUGGUCUAGAGCAGCUCUCACUGUUCAAUAGAAAUGUAACAUGAGCCACAUAUCUCAUUAAACAUUUUCUAGCAGUGACAUCUUAAGUUUGAAAGAGACAAAUGAAAUUAAUUUUAAAGCAUAGUUUAGUUAACUCAUUUAGAAACAUUAAAAAAAUUUAGUUAACCCAUUAUAUCCAAAAUAUUGUCAUUUUAACAGGUAAUCAAUAUUAAAAACUCUCAGUGAGGUAUUUUCCUUUUCUACCAAGUCUCUAAAUUCUUUUCUUUCUUUCUUUUUUUUUUUUUUUUUUUUUUUGAGAUGGAGUCUCACUUUGUUGCCCAGGCUGGAGUGCAGUGGCUCGAUCUCAGCUCACUGCAACCUCUGCCUCCCGGGUUCAAGUGAUUCUCCUACCUCAGCCUCCCAAGUAGCUGGGACUACAGGUGCAUGCCACCACACCUGGCUAAUUUUUGUAUUUUUAGUAGAGAUGGAGUUUUACCAUGUUGAUCAGGCUGGUCUCGAACUCCUGACCUCAAGUGAUCCACCCACCUCGGCCUCCCAAAGUGUUGGGAUUACAAGCAUGAGCCACUGCGCCUGGCCCUAAGUCUUCAAGUUCUGAUGUCUGUUUUACCCUUAGAGUACAUCUCAGUUCAGACUAGCCACAUUUCAAGUACCCAAUAGCCUAGUGGUUAGUGGCCACUGUCUGGACAGUGUAGGACUAGAAGGAAUGUGAAUCUGUGUCUGAGAGUGUGUACUGACAUGCACUGACAUCAGUCCAGAACCAUGCUCUGGUUGUGCAUGGCAUUGCAUUCCGUGGUGCUGGAUCAUGCUGUGAUUCCUCACACGGGCUGUAGGGACAGGGACUGUGAUUCUUAGCUCAUGGUCUCCGAAGAGGAAGGGCAAUCCAAGGGUGGUGCUUCUUGCCUUUCUUCUAUCAUCCAUUAGCAGUGUGUGAUGAUAACAGAGGCUAACGAUUCAUAACUUUAUAGCCCUUAUGCCAAAUUUUUACAUCUAGCAGAGAUAAAUAUUAAGCCACUUUACCAAUGAAUCUAAACAAUAAUGUAUGUUGACAAUUCUGAAGCCAUUUCUAAUUACAUUUCACGAAUACUUUUAAAACUAGCUUAUUUAUUAAAAAUUUACUUAAGUCACAUAAACUUGAAAAAGCAUUUGGCUCAAAGUCUGUUUUUUUUCUGAUAAAGUGUUUGAUUUAAGCACUUUUUCCUUUAAGCCAAUUAAUUAGAGCUUUUAUGUAUUUUUAGUAGUGAAACAUAUACGUGACACAAAUACAUAGAUAUACUAGACACAUAGAAAUAGAUCUUAUAGAUUCAUAACACCUCUUUUUUUUCCUCCUAUUUUAGACUUCCAAUUUCUUGAUAACCUGUUUUAUUACUCCAGGCAGAUGUCAGCUACAUAGCCCUAAAUUUGCAUAUUAAAGGGCCAACUCUUGUGAAAAAUCAGAUAGUGAAAUUUAUAUCUCAAGGUACAGAGAGAAAGAGUCUGGUGGUACUACAGGGAGAUUAAAAAUGGAUGCCAAGUCAAACAUAAAAUUACAGAAAUCUAUCAUAGAAUUGUAUAAGGAAACCAAUUUUAUUUAGAUAGGUAGUUCUAAAUUUAGUCUCUGUCUUUUAACUGGAUCUGUGAACUCUGGGCAGAGCCCACACUGAAUCCUGGGUCUCCAAAAAGAGAACUAGUAUGGGGCUAGACCACGUGACGCUUUCAUAGUGCACUUUUUUUCAAACAAAGACAUUUCUCUAAGUGUCUAAACUACUCUCUUUCUUACUUUAAACACCCCAGAGUAAUCUCUGCUACAAUAACUAUUUUAGUCCAAAAAAAAAAAAAAAAGAAAAGAAAUGAGGUAUGAGGUAAUACACUAGUAAAGCAAGCAGUUUAAGAUCUGAGACAAACUUAUCUGUUUACACUCUUGGGGUUCCAUAAGGAAAAACAGAGGUUUCUCCCCAAAAGGGAGUCUGGUGCCUUCUUUGUUUUCUUUAAGGAAUCCUGGGCUAUUAGAAACUAUUUCAGGUCCCUUAUGCAGCAGAGUGUGGCAAGAGAAAGGAGAGAGAGCAGAAGUAAAUGGAGAAAACAGAAUUCAGUCAACUGAGAAGAGAAAAAAACUUUUUCUCAAAAAAAAAAGAAAGAUCCUAGGAGAGAAAAAUAAAAGACACACACACACACACACACACACACACACACACACACGCGUACACACACAUAUCUUGGAUAUUAGCUUUUAAUUGACUGCUAACCAUUGAGCUACUUAAGAAAAAAAAAUUUUAAGUCUCAUUACCAUAUUUUAGCUAAAACAAAUUGCUGAUAUUUCAAAACUAAUACAAAUGUCAAACCAGAAAGAGCCUGAUUUAGGAACCAAUCCCAGGCUAUCGUGGUGACAAAAAAUUGGGGGCAGAACCUUAGCUACCUUUAGCUACUGAACUGCAGCAUGGGGCAACAGCCAUUGCUACUUCAGUUUGGCUUGGCUUGUUACAUAAAUAAAGGUGCCCUUGUUAUGUAAAUAAAGCCCCUCAAGUGGUCAAAAUCAAAAAUCUUUCAGGCCUGCUGAAAGUGCUGUAAUCCCAGCACUUUGGGAGGCUGCAGCAGGUGGAAUGGCUGAGGUCAGGGGUUCGAGACCACCCUGGCUAACAUGGUGAAACCCCGUCUCUACUAAAAAUACAAAAAAAUUAGCUGGGUGUGGUGGUGCACGCCUGUAGUCCCAGCCGCUCGGGAGGCUGAGGCAGGAGAAUCCCUUGAACCCAGGAGGUGGAGGUUGCAGUAAGUCAAGAUUAAUGCCACUGCACUCCAGCCUGGGCGACAGAGCAAGACUCUGCCUCCGAGAAAAAAAAAAUUCUUUUUUUUACCUUUUGCUGGCUGUCAUUUUCCUUUUCCCAUUUUUUUUUUUCAGAUGUGGGAAUUUAGCCAAUUCAGAGGCCUUGUUCCCCAUAAUUUGAAACUUUCCCUUGGAUUUGAUCAAGUCAGAUAGAGCUGGUCAAACCCAAUAGGAAACAGAUGGAAACAACAACAGAAACAAACAAGCAACAACAACAACAAAACAGUUAUGCAAAACAAACAAUCUCACAAUUUAUACAAUUACUGAGCACUUUAAAGUUAAGGAGAAAUUAAGACCAGCUGGUUGUUAAGUUUAGCCAAGACAAAACCCCAAUUCAGCUACUUACCUAGGAGUGGGGCUCAGGCUAAUGACUGCUCUCUACCAUCCUAUAAACAGGAAAAAAACUCUAACUUGCCUUCCCUGUUGGAAGCAAGCUAAAACUCCAGAAAGGAGUUACCUGCACUCCAUCAUGCAGAAAAACUUGUCUUCCUUGUUGGAAGAAAGCAAAACUCCAGAAAAGGAGCUGUACAGCAAAAUAAACUUUAGAUCUCGAUCACAUUUGGGGAAAUCAGGGAUUCUCCGGAGGGGAAGUUGCCAGGCCUCAGCAAAUUGUCCUAUUGAUCCGAGCCUUAAAGGUAUCUUAAGCUGCUACGAAGCACCCAUAGAUUUGUCAAAGUACAGGGGAACCACCACUCAGAAUCCCUUCAGGUUUCCAAUUUGUGAACCCCAAAGUAUCUGAGACAGAUCUCAGGAAGUUUAUUUUGUCAAGCUUAAGAAUGCACCCAUGACACAGCCAAUGAAUGUAAGGUGUAUAUUGGUUUGGUCCAGAAGGGCAGGACAACUUGAGGUGGGGGAGGGGGCUUCCACAUUAUGGGUAGAUAAGAGACAAUCUGUUGCAUUAUUUAGAGUCUCUGAUUAGCUUUCAACUGAAUACACAAUUUACAUGUGAGAGGAGGGUAAAAGAAUAGUCGCUUAUGCCUUAGUCUUGCUUAGUGAAACAGUAGGGCAGAGGAAGCAAUCACAUGUAUUUCUCAGGUAAGCAGAGGGAUGAUUUUGAGUUGUGUCUGUCCUUUGUCCAUAAGGAAUUUCCUUGUGGGCAAAUUGUGAGGAAAGUAUAUAGUUUUUUGUUUUGUUUUGUUUUGUUUUGUCUUUGUAGCUAUCUUAUUUAAGAAUAAAAUAGGAGGCGGGUUUGCCUGAUACAGUUUCCAGCUCGACUUUUCCCUUUGGCUUAGUGAUUUUGGGGUCCCAAGAUUUAUUUGCCAUUCACAAAAGCAAACAAAGUCUUGAUGUGUAGUUCUCCAACCACAGCUGUGUCUCUUCUGCAAAGACUUGGGAAACUCAUUUUUCUGUUGAUCUCAACCACUGGGUCGCAAUCUGGGAACUGCAGCUUAGAUACUAAGCAUUAGCAUGAAAUCCCAAAUCAUCCACAUUCCAUAUCAAAGGGCUGAGUCAGUCCUCUGAAGAGCCAGCUGCUUCUAAUCAGUAACAGUGACAUAUGCAACCUUCCAUAACUUGUAGCCAUCCAUAGCGAAAGCUCUCAGAGCUACCCCCAUUCUCCGCAGGAGGUCACCUAGCCUUAUAUUUUCCUUUUAAGUAUGUUUGCUGAAAUGUUUGUGAGCCUGUCAGCCUCUGUAGCUCUCAUUUUGUAAGUAUUUCUCAUAGCCAGGUUUCCUCUGAAUGCCAACUCCUAACAGCUGAAUGUCAAACUCUAGAAGACAAUUUGACAAGGAUCACUUCAGCCCUCCCUACAUGGAUACGCAGACCUUCAUAGAGAUGGCCUCAGAAUAAGUCCAGCAGAUCCUAACAGAAUAAUUAGCCUCAGGCCUUGCUUGGUAACUGAACUCAAGACACUCCAUCUGGGCUCAGGAUGUGUUUCCCAGCUGGAUUUCCUUAGGCCUUCAAUUUAGCAGCCCUCCCAUUUCAUGUUGAAAUAACUGGGAUCAACGUUCCCCAGGCAAGGUAAAGAACUGGAGAGCUCAGUGCAAUUCUUUAUUCCAUAAGUGACUUCACCUUGCAACCAUCCGCAGUUUUCAGAAAGGAAUGUUAUCAGUGGGCACACCUAAACCAUCCCUCCCCUCUCUCGCUACACACCCACUGCAUAACCUGCCAUCUCUUUAGACACAAAGCAUUUCUGCAUCUUGGUGAAUUUGUGCCCCUUCCACACUGAAGUGCGUGUGAAUAUACAUGUCGUCCCAUGUGUACAAGGAAGUCCAACUCCACCACAAGAGUGAAAUUCACAAUGCCCUGCUUUCACCCCAGGUCACAGGAGCUUCGAUCAGGAAUGGACCCAAAACACUACACAUCUGUCACUGAGUCAGUGCUUCCUGCAGGCUGGCUAAAUCCUACAAUAAUACAUUUUUCAGGGAAAAGAGGUUCUCUUGGUAAGAGCCAAAAUGCCACAGAUUACACCACUGCUUUUGAAUGAAAGGGCAGAAACCCAUUCCCACCUCCUGAGUAUUCCCUUUCACACUUCACUUAAUGUGAAGAGGAAACGCAGCUGUCUCCUACAGGCUGAGGGGCACAGAUGAGUCUACAACUCCCUCCCCUUCUACUCAGGUAGCUUCGGGUGGGGCUUCUAUCUUUUAACAUUUAUUUAACUCUGGGAUUUGGAAGUCACUUAUGGUCAAUGGGAGCUUAUCUUCUCCAUCAUCUUUUUAUGUCAGGUAGCAAUUACAAGGAAAACCAAGGAGAGAGGCUGAAAUCAGGUGAUAGUGCUUUCUUGAUGCCAGCAUACGUCAUCAGUGAUGGUGACUAGUUACCUGAAUGACAGUGCAGAAAAGGCAGGUUUGCCAAGCUUAAGGGACAGGAAAGAAUGGGCUUUUUCAAAAUGGGAAAUUUUCUAUCAAACAGAGAGCACUGGCCUCACAAAUAACUCAGUUACGCAUUCAUGCUAAUAAAUACCACAUUACGAUGGACAAUGUGCAGGCAGGAGAGAAACUUCUAUUCCUUGGCUCCACUGCUCAGCCAGCUGGGGUGAGUGAGCUCAAAGGUCUGUACAAGCAGAUCUGAGCUUAGUGUAAACGAGGGAGAAGGAGUGUCAGAAGGGAACAGGACAAUUUCACAGAAAAUCAUACCAGUGCUAUGAAACAGCCUAUCCUCGGCUUGCAAAGAUAAUGUUAUUGAUGGGCCCCUAUUACGAUAAACACGUGCAAGUAAUGGGGACACAAAGAAAAGGGGAAAAGAGAGGAUGGGAGCCCACACUUACUGAUAAACUACUUGUGACUAUAACUCCAUGUUCUAAUUGUCUAUUUGUGAGCCUGUUUCCCUAUUAGAUUGUGAAAUCAGAGAGGAAGCUUACUAGACAUCCUGUAUCUCCGUUUCAUGGGACUAUAAUGCCACUUAUUCAGUUGUCAGAGUCUGAUACAUAGUAAGCACUGCAUAAAUGUUAGAUAUUCUCACCAUGAUUAUAAUUAUUAUCAUUGUAUCCCACACCCCCUAAUACAGAGCUUAGCACUGGGCAUUCAUGAGAAGCCUGGUAAAUUUUUUCUAUUACAGCAAACAUUUAUUGAACACUUUUUACAAUCCAGCCACCAGAAAAAAGUAGACUUUGAGCCAAAUGCUUUUUCAAGUUUAUGUGACUUAAGUAAAUUUUUAAUAAAUAAGCUAGUUUUAAAAGUAUUCAUGAAAUGUAAUUAGAAAUGGCUUCAGAAUUGUCAACAUAAAUUAUCGUUUAGAUUCAUUGGUAAAGUGGCUUAAUAUUUAUCUCUGCUAGAUGUAAAAAUGUGGCAUGAGGGCUAUAAAGUUAUAAAUGUAGCACAAAAGAAAAUUAUCUUUUUUUAUGUAAACUUUGAUAAAUAAGGAAUUCAGUAUUGUUCAGUUAAUGAAAACAGCUAAAUCCUGAGUUAUUGGCAAAAACAAACAAAAAAAAAAUUUGUCUAAUGUUAAGGUUCUUAGGAAAACCUGAACUCCACAGGUUAUAAAAUGGUUAACAUUUUUAAUGAUAACUAUCACAGUUUUAAUAAGUAAUCUGGUUGAAAAAACAAUUAGUUAGAUAAAUGUAGUGGAAUAAAUGCCUAUAAAUAAACUUAUCAUAUAAUUUAAAAUCUAAAGUUACAUAAUACGUAUUCAUUGAAUGUCUGGGUCAUUUCCAAUUUUUAAAUAAAUUAUAGAAAAAUGUUUUUCUAUAAAAGAAAUGUGUUCUUAUUUAAAGGAAAAUAAUAUUUGUCUCAUUCAAAGUUUAUUUAAAAGUUAUUUAUAAAACAAGGUAAUGGUAACCAGUAUAUAAAAGCAUUGUAAAGAAAAUUAUAAAUAUAAAAAGGUAUUUUUGGCAAGAAAGGUUAAAAAGGAAAAUAAUUUUAUAUGAGAAAGAAUCUUGUAUGGUAAAUUUUUUUCCUAGAAUAAAAUGACUGGUUAAGAAAGAGGGAUAUUCAGGACAAACCAGAAAGUCCACGUAUGCCAUGAAUGGUCUGUGUAAGUCAUAAUAAGGUUUGUAAAAGUAAAGUUUUAUGGGGGAAGAAAAACUUUAUAUGAUCAAGUUGUCUGUAAUGAAAGAGAAAUUAUUUAUAAUGGUCUUUCUAGAGAUUGUGUUUUGAUAUUUUAAAAAAACACUUAUGCACUAAAGAAUUGGGUAGUACAAUGAAACUUUUUUUAAGAUAUUGAUUUACCCUUAACAAAAUUACAAGACAUUUUAAUUUUUUAACCCAAAGUUUAACUUUUAUUGUAUCUUGCUGUUUCAGCUUCCUCUCCCCUUUUAAAAGCCCCGAAAUAGUAAAUAUCUCCUUCAACUCACUUUUGGCUCCCGUAAGUUUUAUUCCUCGGGUGCUGUUUGUUUGUUGUGGCCUUACACUAAAAAUGUUUUAUCCUAAAGGCCUAAAGGAAAUGUCUUCUCCAGCAUAACAUUCUGUGCUCUUGGCUUUAGAUGGUUCUGUGAAUCUAAAAAUUUUUACUUGUUACCUAAGAAACACUCUUCCUAUGUCUAAUUGAAGUACGCUUUUUAUUAGUUUGACUUUCAGGUUAUUGAUAAUAAAUGGAUACCCCACAGGGAAUAGCAGUGGCACUGCAGAAGAUCUUUUCUUUUGCCUUUUGGUAACUGGCCUAACAAACACAUUUUAUAUUUUAUUGAAAUAAUUCCUUUGCCAUUGUUAUUAAGUUUUGGUUUGCUUAGAAAAAACUGAGAUUAAAUUUUUUUUUUAAUUAAAGUUAUCACAUCUGUGUAACUUUCUAUAUUUUGCUUUUAAAGUCCUUGUGUCAUUAAGUUAUAGAGCUUUGACUUCUGGGGCUAAACAGGACACCAAGUCCUCUUCAGUCUUAAACCCUGACAGCAGUUAAAACCUCAUCUUCAGAUCCGGUAGAAGAUGCCAACCAAAAUAAACUGUGUUUGUGAGACACAGGGCCAGAAAUUAAAACUAUCCAACUCCUCAAGACCCAGAGACUAUUGUGGAAGAGGUGGGCAUGAGAUUGUAAGGGCCAAUGUUGAGAGAUAAAAUUAGUUCAGUUUCUCUAUAAAGUAACCAUUAAUACCAAACGCACACUGAUGCAAGACCAGCAUAUGAGCCUCUGUGUCAGAUGAACACAAUUUUUUUGGAGCAUUAACUCACUCCUUAAUAAAAGGUUAUAAAGAUUAUAAAAAGAUUUAUGGAAAUUAUAUCUUAUGGUCAAGAUAAUUAAAAUUUAAUAAAUUUACUUACAGAAUUUUAAAAGACACAUUUAAUUGGCCUCAUGCUGUCUUUAUUAGGGCUUGUUGUUUGGGAAGUUAAAUUGCUCUCAAAGAAUAAAGGUUUAUGCUUUUUUUUUUGGAAAUCGUUGAGUUAUCAUUUGGGCUAAAUGAUUGACUUAUUUUAUAACAACUUGUGAUCCUGUUUUGUGAUAUGAAGUGUUUUAAACUUUUUAUAUUUGACACACUUUCUGAAAUCAAAUUUUAACUUCAGUCCUCAUUAAUCUUUUGAUAUUUGGUCCCUUGAAGUCCAAAAAAGACAUAUUCAGCUUAUUUGAUGUAAUAAAAUCAUACAGGAAGUAGUGUCAAAUAUGAAAUGGGGUUUAUCCUUCUUUGGAUUAUAUUUAUAUAAAUGUGUUAUUAGUAUGUGUUCCAGAAUUGUAUGAGAUUCCUGUGAGCCUAAUAUAUCUUAGUAAAUGUUAUCAGUAGUAAUGGUGAUUCUGAUAUAAAAUUGUAUGCCAUAGAAGUAACCCAAUUUCCUUGUCAUUUGCAUCUUUAACCAUAACUUUUGUCAUCUAGUUGUUUCACUUUUAUUCUUUUCAAAAGGUGUUUUUUAUAAUCAGCUAUAGGACUCUGACAGUUGUUCUUGAAUGCAGGUUUCUGAUAACUUUGGAGACUGUGACACUAGAAUAGAGGAAAAACUUGCAAGACUCCCAUAGAAAGCUAAUGUGUUCAUAAACAUCGAGCAGAACAUGACUUAAUUACGUAGACUAAUGAAAGACUGAAAUAAUCUUUUUUAUGACUUUGUUUGGAAUGUUGCUAAUUCUUUUGUUUCUGCAUCUAGAAAACCCUUUUUCUUUGAGCUGUUUACAGCUUUUAAUAAUUGGGGCAGCUACACUCCUGUGAGCAAAAUCUGAAGCAUAUAUCUCUCUACCUGAUUUCUCCAGAAUUUGAAAACUAUUUGCAAGUAUAUUUAAUUUAUAGCAGUAUAGUUAUUUGCAUAAGUUCAAUAAGAAUCUUUUUCUUUGUAAUAGGACACAAUUGGAGACACUGGUUAUUUUACCAAGGCUUUCAUUGGAAUGGCAUACUUUUAGAUAGAACCAGAUUGCUUUAAGGAAUUGAGGUUGACUUGUAGAGCCAAAUAAAACCCUUUGGGAAAGCUGGCCUUAUACCAUGUCUACACAGUCCCUGUACAGGUUCCUGACCUGCAGUAAGUAAAGAAUGUCACUUUCUGACAGGCCCAGGAGCCCUAAGUUUUCUUGGGCCCUUGAGGUGAGGAAUUCACCCAAUUAGUACAGGUAUUUGCAGGCACAGGCUGAGCUCAAAGCAUUGAAGUCUAAUCUGAGUUUCCUUGUGGAAUAAAGUUGCAGUAAAGCCAAUUAAAAAGAAAACAGCCUAUAUGGCAAAUAAUUUUUUUUUGCUGACUUUAUGCAAAUACUCAGGCCAAGUAUAGUAAGACCAACAGUUAUUUUACACAUAAAUUUGUCUUGUGAUUUGUCUUUAGUGAAAAUGGGGACUGGAGAGAGAAAAAUUAUGUUUCAAAAUAAACUAGACUACACCUGUUAUUAGAUUCUAGUCUUGUCUAAUGUUUUUCAAUGUUUAUUAUUUUCUAUAGUUUGGACUGAAUUCUAAAGUUUUUCCUGGCUACACGUCUCCAAAGUAAUGUUUUUAAUUGAUUUUUUCUUUCUUUCCUGUCCUAUUUUCCCUCCAUUUUUUUCUUGAUUUAAAAUCCCUAAAAAUGAAGCUGUGCUUUCUUAAAGCCCUGCAAACUGAAGCUAGACAACUUAAGCUACAGAAGAAAAUAACAGCAACUUAUUUACAUAUAUAAACCACUUUCAUACCUGCCUAUUGAUGUGUGGACUUCAGAUAAUAUGGCCUAUAUCAAUUUUCCGGGAUUGUUCUUCAUCUUUUUUGUUUGUUUUUUUCUCUUCCUCCUCCUAUUUUCUCUUCAUAGGAUAUGAGAUUUCACAACCUACUAAAAAUGAUCUUUCCUAAUAACCUGACACCUACCUUUCUAGGAGUAAACUGUCCUAGUUAUGAGAGAUCAGACAAAACCUGAGACCAGAGGCUCAUUCAUUUUCUUAUAAAAUGCUUUUUUGGAAAGAUGUGAAAGCAAAAUAAAUCUCAGAACCCCGAAAUCAGUAAGCCAAAGGGAAAAGUCAAGCUGGGAACUGCAUCAGGCAAACCUGCCUCACAUUUUAUUCUUAAAUAAGAUAGCUACAAAAAUAUAAAAAAGCCACAUACCUGCCUCACAAUUUCCCCACAAGGAAACUCCUUGUGGACAUAGGACAGACACAACACAAAGUCAUCCCUCUGCUUACCUGAGACAAAUGCAUAUGUGAUUAGUUCCUCUGCCCUAUUUUUUUACUAAGCCAGACUAAGGUGUAAGUGACUAUUCUUUUACCCUCCUCUCACACGUAAAUUGUGUAUUCAGUGAAAAGCUAAUCAGAGACUCAAAAUAAUGCAACCAAUUGUCUCUUUAUCUACCUAUGACCUAGAAGCCCCUUCCCCCACUUGGAGUUGUCCAGCCUUUCCAGACCAAACCAAUGUUCAUCUUACAUACUGAUUGACGUCUCGUGUCUCUCAUGUCUCCCUAACGUGUAUGUAACCAAGCUGUACCCAGACCACCUUGGGUAGAUGUGGUCAUGACCUCCUGAGGCUGUGUCAUGGGCACAUUCUUAACCUUGCAAAAUAAACUUUCUAAAUUGAUUGAGAUCUGUCUCAGAUACUUUUUGGUUCAUACCCUUUAUAUUUCUAAAUGUUGUUAGGAGCCCUUGGCUUAGGUUGAAAGAAAAUACAGUGAUUCUUAGGAAACAGGUUAACUGAAUAGUUAGGAUGGACUUGUUAGGAAUGGGGACGGGGAUGGAAAUUCAUGAUCUCAAAGAUAGGAGCUAAUACUAGGUAUUUGAGCUAUGAAGGGACACCCUUAUGUGUUCUUUUUGACAUGGCUAAAGUUAGACUCUUGAGCUCUAGACCUCCCUUACCUCAGCAAAACAAAUCAGUUUCUCCCCAAGACUUCCCACUUCAUUAAAUGGUGCCCCUAUCAAUUUGUGUAGAGCCCAAAAUCUAGGAGUAAUUUUUAAUUUUCCCGACUUCCCUUCUCCCCAUCCAUGAUAUAUACAAAAUGAAUCCCAAUUUCUGAGUGUUUCUCUUCUGCCACUACUCUGAGCUCUCCUCAGUUCUCACCUAGACCACACCUGGGCCUCAUUGGACUCCACACGAGUGUUCCUGCCACCAUGCACUGCAUUCUGUGCACACCACAGGAGAGGCAGCUCCUCCCCUGGCCUCUGUACACUCCAAGCCGCCCAUGCCAACUUCCGUUCCCAUCAACCAUGCAGCAGCACAGCCCCAUGUCCUCCCAGACCUCUUCCGCCAGCGGGCCACUGCACUCUGUCUCCCUGCCGCUUCCACUCCCGAUGGCCCUGGGUGCUCCACAGCCCCCGCCUGCCGCCUCCCCCAGCCAGCAGCUUGGUCCAGAUGCCUUUGCGAUUGUGGAGCGAGCCCAGCAAAUGGUGGAGAUAUUAACAGAGGAGAACCGGGUGCUUCACCAGGAACUUCAGGGUUACUACGACAAUGCCGACAAGCUCCACAAGUUUGAAAAAGAACUUCAGAGAAUUUCGGAAGCCUAUGAAAGUCUGGUCAAGUCUACCACCAAGCGAGAAUCGCUGGACAAGGCCAUGAGAAACAAAUUGGAAGGCGAGAUUAGAAGACUUCAUGAUUUCAACAGAGACCUCCGAGAUCGACUAGAGACUGCUAACAGGCAACUAUCCAGCAGGGAAUACGAAGGGCAUGAAGACAAAGCUGCAGAGGGGCAUUAUGCUUCCCAGAACAAAGAAUUCUUGAAGGAAAAGGAGAAAUUAGAAAUGGAGUUAGCAGCAGUGCGGACUGCAAGUGAGGACCAUCGGAGACACAUCGAGAUCCUGGACCAGGCUUUGAGCAACGCCCAGGCCAGGGUCAUCAAGCUGGAAGAGGAGUUACGAGAGAAGCAAGCAUAUGUUGAGAAAGUUGAGAAGCUGCAGCAGGCCCUGACCCAGCUGCAGUCUGCAUGUGAGAAGCGAGAACAGAUGGAGCGGAGACUGCGGACUUGGCUGGAGAGAGAGCUGGAUGCACUGAGAACCCAGCAGAAACAUGGAAAUGGCCAGCCAGCCAACAUGCCGGAAUACAAUGCCCCAGCCCUCCUGGAACUUGUGCGGGAGAAGGAGGAGCGGAUCCUGGCCCUGGAGGCCGACAUGACAAAGUGGGAGCAGAAGUACCUGGAGGAGAGCACCAUCCGACACUUUGCCAUGAAUGCCGCAGCCACUGCAGCAGCUGAGAGGGACACCACGAUCAUCAACCACUCACGGAAUGGCAGCUACGGAGAGAGCUCGCUGGAGGCCCACAUCUGGCAAGAGGAGGAGGAGGUGGUGCAGGCCAACAGAAGGUGUCAGGACAUGGAAUACACUAUUAAAAAUCUCCAUGCCAAAAUCAUAGAGAAAGAUGCUAUGAUUAAGGUCCUGCAGCAGCGAUCUCGUAAAGAUGCCGGGAAGACAGACUCCUCCAGCCUACGUCCUGCCCGCUCCGUUCCAUCCAUAGCAGCAGCUACUGGGACACACUCUCGCCAGACCUCUCUUACCAGCAGCCAGCUGGCUGAGGAAAAGAAGGAAGAGAAGACCUGGAAGGGGAGCAUAGGAUUGCUGCUGGGGAAGGAGCACCAUGAGCAUGCCUCUGCCCCACUGCUGCCACCCCCACCCACCUCAGCACUGUCCUCCAUAGCCUCCACUACGGCAGCCAGCAGUGCCCACGCCAAGACAGGCAGCAAGGACAGCAGCACACAGACUGACAAGAGUGCCGAGCUCUUCUGGCCCAGCAUGGCCUCCCUUCCCAGCCGCGGCCGGCUGAGCACGACCCCUGCUCACAGCCCCGUCCUGAAACACCCAGCGGCCAAAGGGACCGCAGAGAAACUGGAGAACUCUCCUGGCCAUGGGAAGUCGCCUGACCACAGAGGCCGGGUCAGCAGCUUGCUGCACAAGCCCGAGUUCCCUGAUGGAGAGAUGAUGGAAGUCCUCAUCUAACUGCCAUCCCUGUGGAAUUUCAGUACAGAACACUGACAAACAAGGAAAGCGGCAGAGAAAGAAGAAAGACCUAGAAGGUUGUAGAUGGGAAAUCAGGAAUGAUUUGAACUGAUAAAGAUUUCAGACUCAUAAGAACACAUUUUAUAAAUGUUAAACACAAAAACUACAUGACUGAAGAUAGAAGAGAAUGCGAUGGAUUUUAUUACACAUGGUGGAAGAGAGAAGAGGCGUGUAGGUUUGCAAACAAAGUUAAGAAAUAGGAAACUGAAUUUUUCAUUGUACAGAAAAUGUAUCUCUUGGGGAGGGCCUGUGUACCCCCAUUCUCUGAUUAUAAACAGAUAAACCCAAAUGUGGAUCAUCCUUGGAAUACCCCCAUUCUCCUUGCCUCUUAGCAUGUUUGAUUUAAGAAAAGCCUCCAGGAAAUCUUGAGAGCCUGUCUUGGCAUAAUGCAGUGUCACCUGUGCCAACCAUGGGGUGUCCCGUGAGUGUGAGUGUGGCAGUGAGAAGAAGCAUCGAGGGCGAGGGGAAUAUGAAAGUUGGUCUUCACCUAAUUACCUGUUUGGUUUGGAUUUUCAAGAGAUGAUUGGGCUUCUUAGCUUUUCUGAAUUCUGCAGUAUUUUCUAAACAGGAUAGAUUAUGAUCUCGGUCCCCAUCCAUCCUAACUUCUGAGUUCAUCUCUGUCUCUGCUUUACAGUCUUUAAUUUUUUGUUGUUCCUUCAUUUUUUUCUUUUUAAUAAGACAUAGCAGAAUUCCUUAGGUAUGGGAUUUAUGAGACCAGUACCUGAACUGUCAUCAUUCCUACUGUGUUUGAUAGUGACCAGUAGGACAAAGCCACGUGCCGACUUCCUGGCUGCUUCACCUUUGCAUAGCUGGGUUGCAGCUGCGAACCUCAUUCUGACUGUGAACUAAGCAAGCUUUGAGGAGGCAGGAGAUUCCGUGGGUCCCUGUGACAUAUUGCAUUAAGAUCGUGGCACUUGCUUUUUUGUCUUUCACAUCGGCUGUCUUGCAAGGAGCUUGACAUUUCCAAAUUCCAUUGCUCUGUUUGGGGAAGACUUAGGACAGCACUCCAGGAAACAGAUGACAAUUUACAGACAGUUGUCUCAGUGGUUUCCAGAAUCUCACCAGCCUCCCGUAUAGCUUCUUGUAUUGAGGCUCAUGAGCGUAUUCACACUCUUUCCUCCCCCGCGCACGCCUCUGCUUGCUCUCGAUCAGCAUCCAGACCUCCGUGGCACCAGGUUGCCUCUGUUGUGAACUUCUUUUGUAACCUACCAGGCCAGUUGUAUAUACAGUGUUGUCAGGUUUUUCCGGGUUUCAGUUUUGAGGCAGUUUAUUCAAAGUGAGACAGAAGUGCCACGGAAAAGAGGCAGGAGUGUGUUAGGUGGUGGGUCCAUUAGACCUCUGCUGUGACAUUGCAUAUUCAGCUCUGCAGACACUGGCUUCCUUUACAAAUCUAAGAGAUGCUGGAUUAGAAAAGAGGAGAAGCUCAUCGGGCCAUCAGAGAGAUGCUCCUACAGGGUCCUGAUGUUUUUGUACCUCCAGGUCAGCUGGAUCGCUGUUUUCCCAGUUCCCUUUGCUCAUGCUUACUUAGAGGAAGAAAGAAAGGGGGGUACCUCUUCCAAGUACCUUCUAAAUGAAACACUCAAGAGAGUGCUACUCAGGAAACUUUGCUUGGAUCCUAAAAUGGACUGGUCUUGGGUGUGUAACCCCGGUGAAGUUAUAGCCUCCCCAAAUUGAGGUGACAGAAGGAAGACAAGAGGUGUAAGCUGGAGAGGGAAGGGAAGAAAUCAGUGGCUUUGGCCAGCCUCUGUGCCACCCAGUACGACAGAGGAGUGGGAACUGGCCCUCUGGGGCUCUGCUUGGCCAUAGGCACUGCACAUUGUGCCACCUGCUCAUCACCUCCUCUAGUCUCACACUGAGCAUCGGAGUACCUGUUGUGCAGACAGGAAAACUGAGGAGCUCUGAGAGGCUGAGCAUGGAGCUCACCCCAUGCCAUAGGGUGUGGGAAGAGGGCACAGGAGGCCUCAUCCAUGGGGGAAAGGGUUGAGGAUGGACAUGGGUGGGGAGAGGGCAUAGACAUCCCUUCCUAAUCUCUGUUCCCACCACAUUUCAUAGGAGAUGAGUUAGGAGAUGACAGCUAACUCUCUUAAGGACAUUUUGACCCCAGUUUAUGUUGGGGAUGGACCAGAAAGGAAAAUGUCUAGAGAUAGGAAGGUAAAUCAACUCUGCCAGCCCCUACCAUCAGGUCUGGGCCACCCCAAACUUGGGCUGCCUCCCUUAGACAUAGGUUAGAGUGAGAGACCCAGCUGUUUCUCCCGAAGCCUCGUCUUCAUGCCCCAGACACCUGAUUGCCCCAAUCAGGUGUCAGACUUGCUUGCUCUUCGAGGUCCCCCUGAGCUGCCAAGUGUUUUCAUUGUAAACAGACACAUCGCCAUGUUUCAGGGCUUCAACGGCAUUGUAUUUUGGACUUUGACCGUAUUUUUUUUCUCUUAACCUACUGAGACUCUUCCUUAAGAACAGGAUCUAUAGCUUUAAAAUGUCUUCUUCUAUGGGAAAUUUCCUGCCAAGCCAGGGCACUAAAUUCUUUCAUCAUUAGAGCUUUCCUGAAGUCCGGCCAUAUACUGAGUACCUGCUCUGAGUUCUGGGCAGCUUACAAUAUCUUAAACAGAUUUUCAGAAAAAUAAUGCAACUAUAUUUUCUAGUGUCAACUGUAUGCAAACAGUGUGGUAAAUACCUUUUAAUUAGUCCUCCACCCACCUGGAGUACAGGGGGUGCGUUUAUUAUUCUGAUUUCACUGAUGAGGAAAUGGGCUCAGAAAGGUUAAGUCCCUUCCUGAAAUCUCACAGCCAGGAGAAGCUAGGAUGAUUUAAAACAAAGUUUGGAGAGGCACUGGGCAUAGACCCUGGCUGUACAGCCUCUAACAUGCGGCACUGCAUCUUGGCAGUCUCUAUGCCUGUCUGUGAUGUGUGUGUGCACGUGUAACUACACACACACACACACACACACACACACACACACACAGCUAUCACACAUCUCAGAGCCUAAGAAAUAGGACUAAGCCCAGAACUCCUAGAAUCACCUAUAAAUGCUAGGCAUAGAUGGAAAUUAUUGUGUUCCACCAGAAGCACAGCUCCAAACUAUACCUAAAAAAUAUUUCUGCACUUCCCAGAGACCUGGACUUCAAACUUUCCCAGUGGAGCCUGAUUAUAGAACUUGAGGGUCCUAUCUCAGGAUGAAGGGGAGAGGCCCUGGCUUCACGGGAAGGUAUUCCAGCAUUGUUCUGCUUCACCCUUGACUGCGUUGUCUGGCAGUUUCUGUGUGCUGCCAGGAUAUUAUAUGGAACUGGAGAAGUUGGAGUCAGGUCUCUGAAGCUAGAGUUUCACUAAUUAGAUGCCUCUGUACAUGAGAACUAUUACUGUCUGCAGGUCCAUAUAGCUAAGCUGCCAGGAAAAACACAUUAUCUUCCAAAACUUUCAGAGCAUGUGCAGAACCCUUUCUUAGCGUUUUCUUCUCAGCAUUUUCUCUGCCUCCCAGAGGCUGGCAGCCAGUGACACUGCAGAGUUCAGCAUGUUCUAACCAUGCACGCAGGGCAGGGGCUGCCUUGGCCCUCCUCAGGCUUUCGUUGGGAGAGCAGGCAGUGGUGGAGCCCUUCUGGGUGCAGUCCUCUGGGGUUGCUCUUUGGAACUCAUGUAUGAGUUUGACUCCACAAGGCUUGGCAUGGAUACCAAAACAGUUGCAACAAAUUAGUUCUGAACCUGGAACAGAGAAUUCAGUGCUUCUGUUACUCAGGAAGGAGGUGUUCAGAAUGCCCCGUGCAGAGCAGCCAGUCAUUACUCUUGUUUGUUCUCACCUGGGUGCGCACCCUCAUGAUGCAGUGGCUGUAGCACCUUCAUGCCAGGUGCUGAGAGAAUGGGAAAUUCUUCCUCCCCAUUGACCUGAGUCCCAGAGACUUAGGGACACAGACUUCAGGUGAGGCUGCGGACCUCAGAAGCAGUGGAUAAUAGAUUGGGGCAUUAAAAGCUUUUGAGGCAGGGGGCUCAUGUUUUGACUGCAGGGAGUUAUGCUGAGCAAAGAGAUGUGUUUUUCAAAACCAGGGUUCAAAACCAGUGUCCACGCUGGAGUAAGUGGAGCAUGCUUCUCUGUGUUCUCUGAAUGAUCUUGCACUCCUCUUAAGCAAAGGAGUACCAUGACCAUAGUCAGUGGGAUCCCACAAAUGUUCUUAAAUGGGUAAGGCUUUAAGUAGCCAGAGAGUAUCCAGCCUACCAUUGGCUUCUCCACAUCCUAAAACCUGAGACAGCCUUGGUAUAUGCUUUAUAAAUGUUUCUUUUCUUGUUGUUUAAGUAAUUAAAGUGUUUAAAAUGUCUUCAUUAGAUGUGACGAUUGUUUAAUGAGUUUGCCUCUGACGUGUGGCUCCAUGGGAGAUAGGCAAAGUAAUUAAGAAGUUACCAGAAAUUGGUCGGCUGGGGAAAUGCAAAAGUUAGCAUUUCAGUAGUGAAUUUCUCCUGGAACAAAUGAGCAAUUUUUCCUCUUUCUCUUAAGUAGUAUACCCUUUUCUCACUUAGUAAUUUAAUGGUAUAUAAAGACAUGUGUAUAAGUGAGUGCAUACAUAUGAGGUAUGACUAUAGGGUUGUUUGUGGGAAUUUCUUUUCCUAACAUACAGAAGAUCAAAGUGUUCAUCUCACCCCGCCCUCCUUAAAAGGUGUCUUUUGGGAGACUAUGUGCUCAUUGACUAUAGUGCUGCCAAGUAAAAAUAUCUUGGGAACUCUUCUACUAGAAUGGCCUUCAGGGCUUGGCAUGUUCCUUUGGUUUACCCUUAGAGAUGAGAAAUCCUCCUCCUUUGAGGAUGGAUUUAAGUUCUGGAAAUAAUCUCAAGUGCUUGAUAGCACAGUUGGAUGAAAAAAGAUGGCAAUUAAGGUAAGUUACACCAUUUUUGUUUCUAAAAAAAUCCCUAAGAAAUUUCUUGGAAUGAGUCUUUGGCCUCAGAGCCUCUCAAAGUGUCCACUUCAAGGGGGGAUCAUCCUCAUUAGCACACAGAUUUUUAAAAAUCAAUUCUCUUGCCAUGCCUCCUAUGUGUUCACAUCUCUGCAUACACUACAGAUAUAAGUGCAUAAUCAUUCAUAUAAACAUCUGGUAGGUAUUCUGUAAAACUGUGUUUACUUUAGUGCAUGUUAUUGUCAUGUUAUGAUGUGACUGGGGUGUUUCUUUGUCAUGAAACUUUGCUUCUUCACAGAAUUAGAAUACUGCUCUCUCUAUAUUGAACUACAUAUACAGCGUUUUCUUGUAUCAGCCCCCAAAGUCUGGAUGCCCGGUGUUGUGUUUACAUGUGAUUGUGCCUAGGAGUCUGUUCACAUAGAGACACCUGUAAGUAUUUAUUACAAAACGGAAUGUAAGCAAAUAUAUCCACAUUGGUUUUAUUUGAAUCAAGGUGUUUUUUUGUUUUUUGUUUUUUUUCCUUUUGAGGAGGAACAGGGAGCCUCCUCCUCCAUGAGCACUUACAGAAUUGUGUAAAAUUCUGUGAAACAGUGGUAAGCAUGGGCACCCGAUUUCAGCUGUCCUGCUGCCGCUGCCCUCCAACCUGCUCUGUGUGUGUGUGUCGCUGUGCUUGGUGGCAGUGUGCCGUGCUCGUGCCGGCUCUUCCCAGCAGACUGGUAUCUGGCUGUAACGUUUGACGUCUUCAUAUUGCCAGUCUGUAUUGAGGGGUGAUGUACAUGGCCAUACAGCCAAAUGGGUCUGUGUACCAGUGUGGGGAUUCCAAGAACACUGCCUGUCCCCCACAGCAAAUAUUGAUGCUGUUGGUCAGCCAAAGAUUUUCCUCUCCUUUGCUGCUUAAACUUGUGCCUUAAUAUUGUACAUAAUAAAUGGAUAAAAUGGCAAAAUGACUCUUUUCUCUCGCUUGCUCCUUUCUUCCUUAAAGAACUUAUAAACUGAUGCUCAAUAAAUGUUUCAUUUCAUUGUA
Molecule: messenger RNA, 27750 nt
Organism: Homo sapiens (human)
Lineage: Eukaryota; Metazoa; Chordata; Mammalia; Primates; Hominidae
Gene: AMOTL1
Product: angiomotin like 1
Exons: 11
Coding region: 19983-21797 (604 amino acids)
Cellular component (GO): cytoplasmic vesicle; lamellipodium; apical plasma membrane
Source: RefSeq, a predicted model, not a curated record